Terrapene triunguis (Three-toed box turtle) is the source of this 2757-nucleotide messenger RNA. It is a transcript of the gene SYT12, whose product is annotated as synaptotagmin 12. The transcript has 8 exons. Bases 243 to 1508 code for a protein of 421 amino acids. Lineage: Eukaryota; Metazoa; Chordata; Testudines; Emydidae. Gene Ontology annotation, biological process: calcium-ion regulated exocytosis; cellular response to calcium ion; regulation of dopamine secretion. The record is from RefSeq and is a predicted model, not a curated record. Gene Ontology annotation, molecular function: calcium-dependent phospholipid binding; calcium ion binding; clathrin binding.
CUCAGCAGCAGCGCGGCGCGCGUGUGUGUGGUCGGAGCAGGGGGCGCGCCGAGCUCCUGGACAAACGCAGUCCGCUCCUCUGGCAGGGGGCGCCGGAGGAUGCCGCGGGGCUGGCGGCUGCCCAGGCCGCGGGGGUUGGCUCCGUGAGGCGCCCGAGCCCAGCUGCGGAGUUUGCAGGCGGUCCGCGCUGCACCAGAGUCCGGGCGAGGCAGUCUCUCUAGCUGAGAGUAAUAGAGCUGGACAUGGACAGUAAUAUAGCUGAAUACCGCAUCAGUGUCAUAAAGAGUCCGCACGGGUGGGAAAUAGGCAUCUAUGUGACUGGCGCACUUGUUCUGCUGGGAAUAGCUGCACUAAACCUGUGGAAACUAUGGAAGUCUGGGAAUUAUCCAACACCGUCUCCAUUUCCCAACUACAACUACCGAUAUCUGGAACAAAAGUACGGGACUACGUAUUCGGACAUCAAACACAAGAGAGGGGGAGCCUCACACUUCCGGAAGGCAGCAGAAAGGACGUCCCCUGUCCGCAAGCCCAGCCUGAAGAUGGAUGACACCUUUGAGAACAUCAAUGAGCUGGGUACCUUAGAGUUGAUGAGCAAAGACCUAGAUCUGGGUCCAUUCGGGCCACUGAAGAAAUCCGUGUCCACUGACUCCCUCAGCUCUAUCUCCUCCAUCGGGAAUAACUUUGGCCAAGACUUCACUGUGGGCCAGGUGGAAGUCAACAUGGAAUACGAUGUGUUCUCCAACACCCUGCAUGUCACACUGCUGCAAGGGAAGGACCUCCUGGAGAAGGAGGACGUCAGCUUUGAGUCGUGCUUUGUGCGCAUCAGCUUGCUCCCAGAUGAACAAAUCAUUGGCAUUUCCAGGAUUCAAAGGAGUGCCUUUUCUGUCUUCUUUGAUGAGAAGUUUUCCAUCCCCUUGGACCCGUCUGCGCUGGAGGAAAACAGCUUGAGAUUUUCUGUCUUUGGCAUUGAUGAGGACGAGAGGAACAUCAGCACCGGGGUAGCAGAGCUGAAGCUGUUGGACUUGGAUCUGGCCAGCCGCCCAUUCAAUGCUUGGCUCUAUCUGCAGGACAUGAACAAGGCAGUUGACUCGGUGGGAGAGAUCCUGCUGUCUCUUAGUUACCUACCCACAGCGGAGAGGCUGACGGUCGUUGUGGUUAAAGCCAAAAACCUCGUGUGGACCAACAGCAAAAUGACAGCAGAUCCUUUCGUCAAAGUGUACUUGCUUCAGGACGGGAGGAAGAUCAGCAAGAAGAAGACAGCUGCGAAGAGAGGUGACACAAAUCCGGUGUUUAAUGAGGCCAUGAUUUUCUCAGUGCCCGCAAUCGUCCUACAGGAUCUCUCUCUCCGGGUGACGGUGGCAGAGUGUUGCGAAGAUGGGAGAGCGGAAAACAUUGGCCAUGUCAUCAUUGGCCCGUCGGCCAGCGGCAUGGGCAUCACGCACUGGAACCAGAUGUUGGCCACCUUAAGGAAGCCGGUGUCCAUGUGGCACCCAGUUCUACGAAACUAAGGGCAAAGUUACACUCUGCGAGUAUCUUGCAUGGUGCCUAGACUUCCCAUAAGCAAAUAUUCUUGGCAAAUGGACAGUGGUACGUGGGACAUAAACUAUUUUUCCAAAUGUUCUUCACAAGUUCCAUUUAGUAAGAAGGAGCAGCAGGGGAAGUCACUGAAUCAGAUCCUUGAGAAAGCUUCAGUGGACUAAAACCUGAGAGAAGAAGCAACUCAAGUGUGAUUAUGCGCAGAAGUAGCUUCCGGGCAAACACUUCCUCCCUAGCACUUCUUUUCCAGUGACACCCGCUUGGGAGUCCCAUUAUCCCUAAUCGUCUGUGAUUUUAUUUUCCAGUGAACGUUACACAAUAGAGCAUGGUCUGUUCACUGACUUAAGAGGGUUAGGGGUAAAUUUGUGAUCUGGCACCCACGGUGGGCUUAGCCCCACAGGUUUUCAAGACAGUGCCCGGGGGGAGUUUAGCCACAUGGAUUUCCAUCUACAUGAUGGCCAGGCUGGCAUUUAACCACCGGGUGUUUUCAGUGCAGGGGCCAAUGGUUUUAAUACAGUGCUGCCCUGACAAUAGUGCCCUCUCCAAGAGGGGUCCUUUGGUUCCUCCUCUGGAUGGCUCCCCAUUAAAAACUUGAGUUCAGGCACAGUGAGCAGCUCCAUAAAUAGCGGGUGCUUAUCUUCCUCGUCCGAUUACUGGACAUUCUGAGCUAAACUGUGAGCAGAGGGAAUACAAAUGUUGGCAUUUUUAAUAAAGGAGCAGCCUUUUUAAAAAAAGAAAGAUAUUUCCCAAAGCAUAAUAUGAACCUAAAGGAGAGUCCCUUUAGGAAGAACUCAUACUGCACUUUACCAUUUCAAUGAACCCCCCCUUUUCCACAGCCCAUUCUCUCAAAGGCUCGAUUCUGCAGUCAGUAGAAGUUGAGAGCCCUCAGCACCUUGGACUCUUGGAUUUUGGGGGGCUCCAUGUUUGAGGUUGGCUGAAAUUCUUCAAAUUUCAAUUAAAAAUGUCAUCAAAAUCUGACUGGGAAAAAAUGGGGAUGGUGAUGGAAUUUGAUAACAUAUUGGUGACUCCUGUUUUUUUGACCAACUAUGGAACAGGGUGAAAUGUUUUGAAUUUCAAAUGCCAACCAGAAAAGUGGGGAAAUGUCCACUCACAAAACAGCUGAUUUCUUUUUUCCCCCUCCUGUUUUCCGGCCAAUUCUAGAGUCCAACUUGAGACACAUUGGUGCCAAUUUCCAGAGCUCCUGAGCUUCUGCAGACCUUC